GAGACUUUACCCUUUGAUAGCAUUGGAGGCCCGACGUAUUCUUCCGUCAUCGGAAAUCCGAGGGAGCAGCGAGCCAACAGCAUCAGCAUCGAUCGGAACUCCAGGCUUCAGCCAGCGAGCAACAUCGUAUGGACCGGAGCCUCCUUCCCCAACUUCCAGGACUUGUAAUUAAUUGCAAAAACAAUUAAUUGUAAUUAAUUUGCCUCAGCCUUUCAUCCAGCCUCAACAGUGGUUCAGUUGGCAACCAUGAGCGCAUGUAAAACCCUACUUCGUUCUCCAUUAUUCUGUAGACAAUGCCAACCUGGAACCUUCACCUCCCCAUUAAAGUUCCAUUCUUUCUCUCCUUACGUCUUCAGACUCCCUCCUCCCUGUCGAAGGUCCUUCAUCCUCUCCCCUGAUUCAGGUUAUAGGGUUGAAGCUAGUAGUGAAAUUGUAAGGCGUUAUAGUUGCAGUGAAGCUGCAGUGUCACUAGAAACCGAUGGUAGCACUGAAGAAAUUUCAGCCCAGAAGAAUAACCUUCAAGUUCCAGAAGACACUGUGGCCGGAUUGCUUACAAAACCAAAUGAAGUGUCCAGGCUUAUGAAAAUGGAGCGGAGGCUGGAAGGGGAGUGCAAUGUUCAGUUGGAGCGUUGGUUUCCGUAUUUGGAUAAAUUUAAAGCUGGAAGUGUGUAUUUGAGCAGUAAUGAGGUGUUGGAAGCUAUUGAUCCCUACCUAAUGGAGGGGAGGAAGGAAAGGUUUCGAAAAGCUGUGAAGAACAGGACGUACUCUGUUUGUUUGGUGGUGGAGGGUUUAAGUGAUUUUGGCAAUGUGUCUGCUGCAUUCCGUUCAGCAGAUGCUCUUGGCUUUCAGUCUGUCCAUGUCAUUUCCCGCGACAUCUCAAAAAGGUGCAAGGACACUUGAGGUGAAAAUGCCCUUUGAGCUCUUCCGACAUCAAUGGGUACAGGGACAAUCGCCAUGUCAGUAUGGGGGCAGAGAAAUGGUUGGAUAUUGAGCUCUGGAAUUCUCCCCUUGAGUGCUUCAAAGUUUUGAAGUCGCGUGGUUAUCGCAUUACCACAACACAUGUUGGAAUGGAUGUGGUCUCAAUAUAUGAUAUGGACUGGUCUUGCCCAACUGCAAUUGUUGUUGGCAAUGAGAGUAGGGGAAUAAGUGAUGAUGCUCUUGGAUUGUCAGAUAUGCACUGCAGUAUUCCAAUGAAAGGCAUGGUGGACUCCUUCAAUGUUUCAGUUGCUGCAGGAAUUCUCAUGCACCAUGCUGUUUGUGACCGGACUUCCCGCAUGGUAGGGGAUUUAUAAUUUAAUUAACUGCACUUCUUUGAUUUGCUUUUCUGCCCCUUCUGAAAUAUUUUCUUUCAAUUUUUUUCUUGCUUUCCCUUUUCUAAAGCAAGUCUUUUUAAUAGUACUAAUUAGUUAAUAUGAUGGACUGAAAGUGACUAUUUUUCCAUACAAGUGGCCAUUAUUUAUAAAGAUUUGUAAUUAGGUGCAUGAGUAGUUGAGUGUGGCGAUGUGUGGGAAUACAUGGUACAUGUAUUUAGGUGGGAGAAUUAAGAUACUUUAGUUUAUUUUCGUUGCUUCUAGAGCUGCCAUUGCAACUCUAGAAGUAAUAUUGUGCUCAUUUAUUCUUCUUAAAAUUGGUGUCUGUAAUCUGUAUCAAUGCCAUUAUAGUCUCUCUGAAAGACAUUCAGGCAAGAUGUGACUAAUGAAAUCCCAAUUUAUAGCUGUACAUUAUCUUUAGAACUUGUUGAUGGUGUGGUUACAUAUUUUCUGUCGGUCCAUAAUAAAGUUUUUUAUGUGACUCAGUUACAACUUAAGGAAUGUUUGGCAUAACUAUUUCAAAUGGUCUCUGCAUGGUUUCUCCUGAAGGUGAAGCUUGUUUUGUUUACAGAUUGAUACUCAAAACUCGAGAAUUACUUUUAACACAGAAGUAGUGACAUUUUAAUGUAGUUACUUGGGUUGCUUCUACUGACAGAGCUCACAUUAUCUUAUAUAUUGUUUUUCAUUUGGUGGGGGAAGGGAUGCCACGGGGAUCUAACGCCGGAAGAGAGGCAAACAUUGCUAGCAGAAUUCUCAUUGCGCCACAGCGAUAGUGCAAUAAGCAUUGCAAAUGAAUAUGCAAAAAGAAAGAUGAGUAGCUGACGCCAAGGCUUUGAAUGAUUUGAUGUGGGUACUAGGCCAUUUUUUCCUAGCCCUGCAAUGCAUAGCUAGUACUGACUAUCUUCAUGGCCUUACUUAAUAUUCGUUUUUCUUUUUUCCCCAUAUUUUAAGAUGCAGAAAUUUUGAAAAGAUGCAAUAAUACUCGUGUAUUGUCACUGCAAUGUGUGAUGCCUUUUUCAUAUAUUUAUGUGUUUGAGGCGCUGAUUGGUGAACUCUCCAAAUUUCC
Messenger RNA from Cuscuta epithymum, 2376 nucleotides. The record is from the annotation of a GenBank genome assembly. NCBI's taxonomy places the organism in Eukaryota, Viridiplantae, Streptophyta, Magnoliopsida, Solanales, Convolvulaceae.